Microthlaspi erraticum is the source of this 2175-nucleotide messenger RNA. NCBI's taxonomy places the organism in Eukaryota, Viridiplantae, Streptophyta, Magnoliopsida, Brassicales, Brassicaceae. The record is from the annotation of a GenBank genome assembly.
AUGGCUGCGACUAUGCUUGCUCGAUGCUCACGUAUCUACAAUUGCGAUUAUGCGUGCAAGUGUGUUUCCUCCGAGAAUCACCAGACGGCGGGGAAACGGAAUGAGAAUCGGAAUCUCGUAAUCAACCGGAGAUUCACGAAACCUUCCAAGCUCAUUCUUCGUGACCGAUCCAAGCUGCGUAAGCUCAAUGAUCCUUCCGUCACUCUCGCUCUACGCAAUUUCGCCGAUUCCGGUCUCAUGGAGGAUGCCCUCCACCUGUUCGAUGAAAUGAACAAAGCCGACGCUUUCGUGUGGAAUGUGAUGAUCAGAGGAUUAUGUAGCUCUGGGUUGUAUCAUGAAGCGGUUAGAUUUUACUGCAGGAUGGUGUUUGCAGGAAUCAAAGCCGAUUCCUUUACAUAUCCAUUCGUGAUCAAGUCUGUCGCUGGAAUUUCGUCGUUGGAAGAAGGGAAGACGAUUCACGCGACGGUGAUCAAGCUUGGGUUCGAUUCAGAUGUUUACAUAUGCAAUUCUCUUAUAUCCUUUUACAUGAAGCUCGGAUGCGCCAGGGAUGCAGAGAAAGUGUUCGAGGAAAUGCCUGAGAGAGACAUUGUCUCGUGGAACUCCAUGAUUUCUGGGUAUCUUACGCUUGAAGAUGGCUUUCGCUCGUUGGUGCUGUUCAAAGAAAUGCUGGUUAACGGAUUUAAACCGGAUAGGUUCAGUACGAUGAGCGCUUUAGGUGCUUGUUCUCACGUGUGUAGUCCAAAACUGGGAAAGGAGAUGCAUUGCCAUGCUAUUCGAAGUAGAAUUGAAGCUGGUGAUGAUGUUAUGGUGAUGACAUCGAUGCUUGACAUGUACAGUAAAUUCGGUGAAGUGAGUUACGCGGAGAGGAUAUUCAACGGUAUAAUACAGAGGAAUGUUGUAGCUUGGAACGUUUUGAUAGGGUGUUACGCUAGAAAUGGGCGAGUGGUUGAUGCUUUUCUCUGUUUUCAGAGAAUGUCAGAGGAAAAUGGGUUGCAGCCAGAUGUUAUCACGUUGAUAAAUCUGCUCCCUGCUUGUGCGGUCUUAGAGGGUAAAACGAUUCACGGGUACGCAAUGAGGAGAGGCUUUCUUCCUCAUACAGUAUUGGAAACUGCUCUGAUUGACAUGUAUGGAGAAUGUGGGCAGUUGAAAUCAGCUGAGGUUGUAUUUGAUCGAAUGGCUGAAAAGAAUUUGGUUUCAUGGAACUCGAUUAUUGCUGCUUAUGUGCAGAAUGGGAGGAGCUAUUCAGCGUUGGAGCUGUUUCAAGAGCUGUGUGUUUCGUCGUCGUCGCUUGUGUUUGAUUCCAUAACGGUCGCUACUAUCCUACCAGCUUAUGCAGAAUCUCUCUCCCUGAGUGAAGGUAGACAGCUUCAUGGUUAUAUUGUUAAAGCCAGAUACGAGUCAAACACCAUCAUCUUGAAUUCGCUCGUUCACAUGUAUGCCAUGUGUGGAGACCUUGAGGAUGCAAGAAAAUGUUUCGACCGCGUUUUGUUUAAGGAUGUUGUUUCAUGGAACAGCAUCAUCAUGGCCUAUGCGGUACACGGUUUUGGGAGAGUUUCGAUUUGCUUGUUCUCGGAGAUGGUUACUUCUGGAGUAAAUCCAAACAAGAGCACAUUUGCCUCGGUAUUAGCAGCGUGUAGCAUUUCAGGUAUGAUCGAAGAAGGAUGGGAUCGUUUCGGUUCAAUGCAAAGAGAAUACGGGAUUGAUCCUGGGAUAGAACAUUAUGGCUACAUGCUGGAUCUCAUUGGUCGUACAGGAAACUUGAGCUCAGCCAAGAGAUUCAUUGAAGAAAUGCCAUUUGUGCCAACAUCUCGGAUUUGGGGAUCUUUGUUAACCGCAAGCAGAAACCACAACGAGAUUGCCGUAGCUGAAUUCGCAGCAGAGCAGAUUUUCAAGAUGGAACACGAUAACACGGGAUGCUAUGUCUUGCUCUUGAACAUGUAUGCAGAAGCUGGAAGGUGGGAAGAUGUAGAUAGGAUCAAGCUUCUCAUGAAGAGCAAAGGCAUAUCUGGAACAGCUAGUAGCAGCACUGUUGAGAUGAAGAGCAGAACUCAUCUGUUCACAAACGGAGACAGGUCUCACGUGGAGACAGACAAGAUCUAUGAAGUUUUAUAUAUUGUCUCGAAGAUGAUUGGAGAAGAAGAAGAAGGAGGCAGAUGCUGUGUUCACUGCGUCUAG